GAGCAGUAGAUCCACUGGGAUAUGAAAUGCAGUAAUUCACAGAACUCAGUGGCCUUAGAGGAUGUGGCUGUGAACUUCACCAAGGAAGAGUGGGCUUUGCUGGAUCCUUCCCAGAAGAAUCUCUACAGAGAUGUGAUGCAGGAAGUCCUUAGAAAUCUGGCUUCUCUAGGUGACAGAUGGGAGUUCCAGAACAUUGAAGAUCAGAACACAAUUGCCAAGAGAGAUGUAAGGCCCAUUAUAUCUCAUUCUGCAAACAAAGCAUAUGAGAAUAAGGAGAGUGGAGGGAAGACAUAUAAACUUAAACAGAACAGAAAAACCUUCAUUCCUCUCACGAGUGUUCCAAGACAUGUGUCAGAGCACACUGUAAAUGGACCUUAUGGAUGUUUGACAUGGGGAAGAAAGUUGAAUUCCAGUUUUCAAGAAUAUGGAGGAUCUCAUACUGGGGAGAAUCCAUGUGAAUGUAAGGAACUUGGGAAAGGCUUCUCUGGUUCAAAUUACUUUCAAAUAGAUGUACAAACUCAUACUGGAGAGACAGCUAACAGAUGGAAACCAUGUAAGAAAGACUUCAUUAGUUCUGCUAACCUUCACUUAUAUGAACAAACUCAUACAGGAAAGAAACCCUAUCAAUGUAAACAAUGUGGGAAAGCCUUCACUACUUCCUCUUCCCUUAAACUACAUAAACGAACUCAUACUGGAGAGAAGCCCUAUAAAUGUAUACAAUGUGGAAAAACCUACACUUUUUCAUACACACUUAAAAUACAUAAUCAAAAUCACACAGGAGAGAAGCUCUAUGAAUGUAAGCAGAGUGGAAAAGCCUUCACUCAGUCCACUAAACUUCUCUCACAUGAUUAUACUAAUAUUGGACAGAAGCCCCAUGAAUGUAAACAAUGUGGAAAGGCCUUCUGUAGUUCCUCUUACCUUCAUAUACAUGAACGAUCACAUACUGGAGAGAAGCCCUAUAAGUGUAAGCAAUGUGGAAAAGCCUUCACUGCUUCCUUUUACCUUCAAAUACAUGAACGAACUCAUACUGGAGAGAAACCCUGUGAAAGUGAACAAUGUGGGAAAGCCUUUGCUUCAGCCAGGGAACUUUACUCACACAAAAGAUCUCAUACACAAAAAAAACCCUAUGAAUGUAAGCAAUGUGGGAAAGCCUUCAUUCAUUCCUGUCACCUUCAAAUACAUAAACGAACUCAUACUGGAGAGAAGCCCUAUGAAUGUAAACAAUGUGGAAAAGCCUACACUACUUCAUCUAGCCUUCAAGUACAUAAACGAACUCAUACUGGAGAGAAACCCUAUGAAUGUAAACAGUGUGGGAAAGCCUUUACUAUGUCUUCUUACUUUAACAUACAUAAACGAACUCAUACUGGAGAGAAGCCCUAUGAAUGUAAACAGUGUGGAAAAGCAUUCACUGCUUCCUCUUACCUUAAAAAACAUAAACGAACUCAUACUGGAGAGAAGCCCUAUGAAUGUAAACAGUGUGGAAAAGCCUUCACUACUUCAUCCGGACUUCGAAUACAUAAUCGAAAUCACACUGGAGAGAAGCCCUAUGAAUGUAAACAAUGUGGAAAGUCCUACUGUACUUCCUCUUACCUUCAAGUACAUGAACGAACUCACAGUGGAGAGAAGCCCUAUAAAUGUAAGCAAUGUGGAAAAACCUUCACUGCUUCCUUUACCUUAAAAUACAUGAACGAACUCAUACUGGAAAGAAACCCUAUGAAUGUAAACAAUGUGGAAAAGCCUACACUACUUCAUCUAACCUUCAAAUACAUAAUCGAAGCCAUACUGGCGAGAAGCCCUAUGAAUGUAAACAAUGUGGAAAAGCAUUCACUGCUUCCUAUUCCCUUCAAAUACAUAAACGAACUCAUACUGGAGAGAAGCCCUAUGAAAGUAAGCAGUGUGAUUAAGCAUUCACUCAGUUCAGUCUCUUUCAAAUCCAUAAAUGAACUCCUACUGGAGAGAACCCCUGUGACUGUAAACAAAUUGGGAAAGCCGUCACUGUUUCCUCUAACCUUGAAAUACAUAAAUGAACUAGAGAGAAGCUCUGUUAUGGUUUGUAUUUGAAGUGUCACCCAAAAGCUCAAGUGAAAAAAAUGCAAAUGUUCAAAGGAGAAAUGAAUGGAUCGUGAGAGUCUUUAUGAAAUCAGUGAAUUAAUUCCCUAUAGGAAUUAACCGAGUGGUAACUGAAGUGGUAAGUUGUGGAAUUUGUUGGAGGAAUUUUGAGAUGUAUAGCAGUGUAAACUGGAAAUGGUUUAUGUUAUAUAGGGAGCUUAAUGGCUGAUGCUGGUGAGAGCACAGAAGACCAGAAUCCCUAUAGGACUCUGGACAGUAAAGACAGGAAUCAAGAGGGUUUAGAGGAAAAGGAGGACGCUAUUAGUAAUUGGACUAGAGGCCAUCCCUCUUAUGUUCUGGCUAUGAAGUUGUCUGCCUUUUGCCUGUGUCCUGGUACUUUGACUGAUUUUAAAAGUGAUGGACUUCUUAAUCUGGCAGGAGAAAUUUCUAGGCAGCAUAGCAUUCAGGCACUGGCAUGGAUAUUGCUGGCAGCUUUUAGCCAAAUUUAUUGUGAUAAUCAGUAGCAGAAAGCAGAGCACAGCAGAAAGAUUUGGAAAACAAGGACUUGAAAGACUGGAGUAUAACUGGGGCUAAGGAAGUUGCAGCUGGUAAAGACUUUACUGCCACUAAAGAAAUGCUAACUACUUUGACCAGAGACAAUAAGGAAGAUGGCCUGAGGGUAUCUCAGGAGCUGGCAAAAACCACACCAUUCUCAUGAAACUCAAGGGAGUAACAGUUAAAAUUGUCUAGAGAAGAGACCAGUGGAGCAUCCUUCUUACACAAGAGGGCCUAGGAAGUUUUUCAACAUGCUCAGCCACCCAGACACUCAGGCUGCUGCAUCCAGGAUCCGUGACUGCUUGAGAUGGUGACAGACCUUGGUGUCAACCAUGUGCUGCUCUCUCUACAGGAAUGCAGGAUGCUGAAGAUAAGGUGUUUCUGUGAAGAUAUGAAAGGAAGGCAUGAUAGAGCAGGCAACAUGCAGCAGGGUCAGAGUCCCUUUGGGCACUCCCUGACAAUUCAAGGUGUGCAGAUUUGAGGAGGAGGCUUAAGAUGCAGUGGAGAGCCCAGAGAUUAAAAAAUGCUAGCAAUGUGGAACAUCAUCCUAGGAAACCUGCAGGAACAAAGCAGUGACAACACAAUGGAAAGGUCACUUGGGCUGCAACCCACAAGGCCACAAGGGUGGAGCUGCACAAGCCCUUUGAGGAGAACAUCACAAUGCUAUGUGCCCCAGGUGCUAGACGUGGAGCUACAGGACCUCUUUGCCUAGCUGUGUUUUGGUUUACCUAUGGUCCUAUCCUUUAUUUCUAUGCCCCUAUUUUUUUAAAUUAAAAUGUUUAUUGUGUAUCUUUAUAAAUUAGUUGUAAAUAGCUUUUGAUUUUUACAGGAACUCAUAAAAUGAGUUUACCCUGAGUCUGAGAGGAGACUGUAGUUGAUCUUUGGGCAGUCUUGGAAAUGGACAAAAUGUACUUUGCAUUGGAGAUGGUUAUGGUCUUUUGUGGGCUAGGUUCGAAAUGUUAUGGUUUGCAUAUGGGAUGUCCCCCAUAUCUUCAUGUGUGAGUCAAUGCAAGAAGGUUCUGAGGAGAAAUGAUUUUGCUGUGAGAGUCUUAACCCAACCAUUGAAUUAAUUCCCUGAUAGAGAUUAACUGAGUGGUAACUUGCCCAAUCCAACACCACCAAACCUGUGGUUCUGGUGAGGGGCAAUGGGGUAUUAGAAAAAUAAAGACUCACAAAUGUAGAUUUUAAAGCAGGUGGAGUGCUGCUUUUUGAUGGAAAGAAACUCUAAAGAGUUACGCCAGCAAUCUUUAUUUAUAUGUGUCUCACGAUCAGGUUAAAGACUAUGCAAGCCUUAUUGUUUGUAUUCAGGAAAGUUGCAGAAACUAGAACAUCUCUGUAGCUUUUCCACAGUUGAAAUCCACAGUUGCAAAGUGCGAUGUUGAAAGCUUUGUGUAGCUCUCAAGAAAGUCCAUUACUUAAAGUUACUGUUAAGUGGGCAGGAGCAGAAGUGCAGGUGGUAGAACACUGUGGUUUUCCAGCAUAAGAAUUCCUGUAUUCCCAGGGACUGUUUGUGUGCGAUCAAGGUCAGAGGUGGUAGGACUUUUGCACAGAGCCUCCUCAUGCAGGGCAUUGUCAAAGCAGCUAAGCAUCCUGUGCUGUUGCACGGGAACAUUCCCAGGCAUGCCACAGCCAUGAGGUCAUCAGACACCCCUAGUCUUAGCCACUGCUCUCCCAUCCUCUGUCAUCCUAUCCUCUGUCACCACUCUCCACAUUAACUGAAUUUGUAGGAUGUGACUGGACGAUGUGGGACUUGGGGGGGGGUUGUCUUUGGGUAUAUAUUUGUGUUUAGCCAGUGGAGACCUCUCUCUGCUUCCUGAUCCUGGUGUGAGCUGCUUCUCUCUGGCACACUGUUCUGCCAUAUGUUCUGCCUCACC
This is a messenger RNA of Sciurus carolinensis (gray squirrel), 4478 nucleotides long. Its product is annotated as zinc finger protein 878-like. Gene Ontology annotation, molecular function: RNA polymerase II cis-regulatory region sequence-specific DNA binding; DNA-binding transcription factor activity. The transcript has 4 exons. The record is from RefSeq and is a predicted model, not a curated record. NCBI's taxonomy places the organism in Eukaryota, Metazoa, Chordata, Mammalia, Rodentia, Sciuridae. Gene Ontology annotation, biological process: regulation of transcription by RNA polymerase II. The coding region runs from base 22 to 2061 and encodes 679 amino acids.